UCCAUAGUGCUAAGUUAGUCACAUUGACAAGGCACUGACACAGCACAAAGCUGCUCAUGGUGUCCUGCGACUCUGGAAUACAGCUCUUCAAGAUGUUCAGGAAUGGGCUGAAGAUCAUGGGAAUCACCCCUAAUCUGGUCCCGGAGACCCUGGUUCCACCUGUGGUGCCUACCCUGCCCUCGGCGCGGGUCCGGCCUGCCCUGCACAGGCCCCGUAGGCGCAGCAGCAGCGGCAACAACAGCAGCAGCGGAGGUGACCCCACCAGGCCGUGGCCCUCGGGCCUGGCAGGCCCCAGAGGAAGCAUGGAGGUGGGCAUGCGCGUGGUGCGUGGCCUGGACUGGAAGUGGGGGAACCAGGAUGACGGUGACGGCCACGUGGGCACGGUGGUGGAGAUCGGGCGGCAGGGUAGCACCACCACACCCGACAAGACGGUGGUGGUGCAGUGGGACAGCGGCACGCGCACCAACUACCGCACAGGCUACCAAGGCUCCUAUGACCUGCUGCUCUACGAUAACGCCCAGAUCGGUGUGCGCCACUCCAACAUCAUCUGUGACAGCUGCAAGAAGCAUGGCAUCAUGGGGAUGCGCUGGAAGUGUAAGGUGUGCUUUGACUAUGACCUGUGCACGCAGUGUUACAUGAACAACAAGCACGACCUGGGCCACGCCUUUGAACGCUAUGAGACCGCCCACUCCCAAACAGUGUGCUUGGCCCCGAGGCAGAAUCUCCCACGGAUCAUCCUCAAAGGAAUAUUCCAGGGGGUGAAAGUGGUACGCGGACCCGACUGGGACUGGGGAAACCAAGACGGAGGAGAGGGUAAGGUUGGGAAGGUGGUGGACAUCCGUGGCUGGGACACAGAGUCCGGUCGCAGUGUGGCCAGUGUCACCUGGUCCAAUGGUACCACCAACGUCUACCGAAUGGGUCACAAGGGCAAGGUAGACCUCAAAUACGUGUCUGACGUCCAGGGAGGCUUCUACUACAAAGACCACCUACCAAAGCUCGGUGAGCACGCAGAACUGCAGAGGCAGGAGAGUGCAGAAGGCCACACCUUCAACCAGGGGGACAAGGUGAAAUGUCUCCUGGAGGUGGACAUCCUCAGACAGAUGCAGGAGGGCCACGGAGGGUGGAACCCCAAAAUGGCAGAGUACACCUGCAGAAUCGGGACGGUACACAGAAUCACUGACCGUGGAGAUGUCCGAGUCCAGUACAGCAACAACAUCCGCUGGACCUUCCACCCAGGGGCCCUAACCAAGGUGAACACUUUUGGUGUGGGCGAGCUGGUGCGAGUGCUGGAAGACAUAGACGGCGUUAAGAGGCUUCAGGCUGGCCAUGGAGAAUGGACAGACAGCAUGACACCCGCCCUGGGGCAGGUGGGCAAGGUGCUGAAGGUGUACGCCGACGGGGACCUGCGCGUGGCCUUCAACGGCCAGACGUGGACCUUUAACCCGGCGUGCCUCUCGGCCCAAUCCGUGGAGGUGGACGCCAACCUCAUGACGGCCGAGAACCCCAACGUAUCCGGAAACACAGUCAUUUCAGUCCUGGAGAAGCUGCUGUCUCAGUCUACAGAUCAGGACAACCCCAGCCGGCUGGUCAUCGAGGCGGCGCAUGGCAGUGCAAACAAAGUCCGAGAGCUUGUGCAGAAAUACCCUGACAAGGUGGAUAUAAAGAACCAGGGCAAGACGGCGCUGCAGGUGGCAGCCCACCAGGGCCACAUGGAGGUGGUCCUGGCUCUGCUGCAAGCCAACAGCUCGAUUGAAGUGAAGGACGAGGACGGAGACACCGCCCUGCACUACACGGCCUUCGGGAACCAGGCGGAGAUUGCACGGCUAUUGCUGAGCAAAGGGGCCAACGUGAACUUGCUGAACAACUCCAUGUGCACAGCGCUGCACAUAGCCGUCAACAAGGGCUUCACCGAUGUGGUGCGCGUUCUGUCGGAACACUCAGCCGACAUCAACCUACAGGACUCGUACGGAGACACACCGCUGCACGACGCCAUCGCCAAAGACUUCCGGAACAUCAUUGAGAUCCUGGUCGUGGUGCCCAACAUAGACUUCACCCAGCAGAACCACCGCGGCUUCAACCUGCUGCACCACGCAGCCCUCAAAGGCAACAAGCUGGCCACGGAGAAGAUCUUGGCUCGGGCGCGUCAGCUGGUGGAUGUCAAGAAGGAGGACGGCUUCUCAGCUCUGCACCUGGCCUCCCUCAACAACCACCGAGACGUGGCCGAGAUCCUUGUAAAAGAGGGCCGCUGUGACGUCAACAUCCGCAACAACCGCAACCAGACGCCGCUGCAACUGGCGGUGACGCAGGGCCACGGGGACCUGGUGCAGCUGCUAGUGGUCGAGGGCGCGGACGUCAAUGUGGAGGACGAGGAUGGGGACACGGCCAUGCACGUCGCCCUCAGCCGCCCGCAGCUGGCCAACGCCACGCUCACCCCCGCCACCACCAGCACCACAACCACCACGCAGGAGAGAGGAGAGGGGGGCCCGGGCUCGUCAUCAUCCUCGCUGUACUGCCAGCUGAGCAGCUCGGGGCUGAUGGGUAACACGGAGCUGAGCGUGGGCGCAGCCAUUGCCUGUUUCCUGGCACAGGAGGGCGCCAACAUCAACUACGCUAACCACAAAGGCAAGAGCCCGCUGGACCUGGUAGCUGACACAGCCGUGCUGCAGCUCAUCAAGAGCUUCUCUGAGAAGCAGAGGUUGCAGCGGCUGCAGGCCAUCACGUGCGGCACGUCACUGAGCAGCACCAGCCUGCGGCGGGUCCACACCACGCCCAAUACCAUGACUAACCUGGCCAUGCCAGUCCUGCCGGGGCCCAGCGAGUGUCUCAUCUGCUCCGAGCUGGCGCUGCUCGUCCUCUUCUGCCCCUGCCAGCACAGCGUCGCCUGUGAAGAGUGUGCUCAUCGAAUGAAGAAAUGUAUCAAAUGCCAGGUCACGAUCACCAAGAAAAUAAGACAAGACCAGACAGAGGUGGACUGCAGCCCGGACUCGGAGCAGCACAACCUGCUGGAGCAGCUGCAGUCGCGCUACCGCCAGAUGGAGGAGCGUAUCACCUGCCCCAUCUGCAUCGACAACCACAUCAAGCUGGUCUUUCAGUGCGGCCAUGCCUCCUGCAUCGACUGCAGCGCUGCCCUCAAGACAUGCCCCAUCUGCAGGCAGACCAUCCGCGAGCGCAUUCAGCUCUUCGUCUGACCCAGGCCCCCGUCCUCCGCCUCCUUUCUCCCCCCCCACCCCCCAUGAAGUGGCUCAGGGGUGGUCAGCUUGUUGCCCGUUUUCUGCUGGUGUCCGUUAGUCGGUCAGUCUGCUCCUCAGUCCUUUGGGAUAAGCCACUUGCUCGUCCAUCCUGGCUCAGCCGCUGCGCUGCGCUUUGUUGUGUUCUGUUAAAUGAAGUUGCGCCAGGGGUGUAAUCAUUACGCCGAUUCUGUUGCAAAACGUUUUGCCACAGAAACUGUUUACUCCAAACAGAAAAACAC
Salvelinus sp. IW2-2015 is the source of this 3469-nucleotide messenger RNA. RefSeq names its product E3 ubiquitin-protein ligase MIB2. NCBI's taxonomy places the organism in Eukaryota, Metazoa, Chordata, Actinopteri, Salmoniformes, Salmonidae. Gene Ontology annotation, biological process: protein ubiquitination. Gene Ontology annotation, molecular function: protein binding; zinc ion binding; ubiquitin-protein transferase activity. The record is from RefSeq and is a predicted model, not a curated record. Gene Ontology annotation, cellular component: cytoplasm.